AUGGAUCAGCGGCCUAAUCUGUUAAAUUCACUAGAGAGGCAACCAGCAAGACUGCAGCAACUGAAGUGGAGCAUUGCUGCCCCUACGCAAGCUGGAGUUGACCGCACACUGAUGAGGAAAGAGCAGGUAGGGUUCAGGAGUGGGAGAGGGACUGUCAACCAGAUCUUCAUCCUUAGAAACAUCUUAGAGCAAAUCAACGAGUGGAAUGCUAUACUGUACAUCCAUUUUGAGGACUUUGAGAAAGCUUUUGACUCGUGCUCUGUGAUUGAUAACAACGAGACCACAGACCCUUUUCCUGUGAUGACUGGUGUCAAACAAGGAUGCUGCAUAUCAGGCUUCUUGUUCCUCCUAGUGGUAGACUGGGUGAUGCAACAGACUAUCAGAGGAAAGAGAACAGGAAUUAGAUGGGACUUCACCACUUUGCUCGAAGAACUCGACUUUCGGGACGACACUGUCCUAUUGUCAUCAGCUAUUGACCAUCUUCAGUCUAUAACAUCAAAACUGGAAGAAAACUCCGUAAAAGUUGGGUUGAAGCUGAAUGCCAAGAAAUGUCAGCAGCAAUUACAAGACAAGACAGUUCUGGAGAUGGCAGACGUAGAAAGCAUCAGUGUCGAGGUGAUGAGGAGGAGAUGGAAUUGGAUCGGACAUGUGCUUAGGAAGGAUCUCACGGAUGACUGUGUUGUGGCCCUCUGGUGGACGCCUGAAGGGAGAGGGAAGCGCGGUCGCCCCAAGAACAACAUGGCGACGGCUGGUGGAGAGAAACAAUGA
Molecule: messenger RNA, 768 nt
Organism: Saccostrea cuccullata (small rock oyster)
Lineage: Eukaryota; Metazoa; Mollusca; Bivalvia; Ostreida; Ostreidae
Exons: 4
Coding region: 1-768 (255 amino acids)
Source: RefSeq, a predicted model, not a curated record